Molecule: messenger RNA, 895 nt
Organism: Drosophila sechellia
Lineage: Eukaryota; Metazoa; Arthropoda; Insecta; Diptera; Drosophilidae
Exons: 2
Source: RefSeq, a predicted model, not a curated record
CACUCAGCCCAUCCGACUGGGGUUCCAUUAAAAAAAACCUCCAGACCAGACGGACCAAACACAAAAAUGCGUGGAUGCUGUGGGAGAGAGUUGGACAGAGCACAUAUUCUGGACGGAAACCUCGACGGAGGCAGCAACUCGUCAUCGGUCAUAUCAGUGCAGAAAGAAAGAGCAGUGCGACCGAGUCCAGUGGCAGCCCACGCCUGCGUUAUGAUUUUGUGGCCAUUUUAUAACUAACAGCAUUCCAGCGGCGCCGACAACUGAGCCCAAAGUCCCCAGUUCAGUUCAAGUCCCCAUCCACUGAUCCCAUCCCAGUUUUAAGACCCCAACCCCAAAAGGGCCGGGCCACACACAUCGAUGGUUUAGCUGAUGACGACGAUGAUGACCACCGCUCUGUGCCGCAGGGAGGAGUUGGGGGCCAAGUGCAUUGGAAACGCCGUCUGGUGACAGAAGCGGCAACGGGAGCAGAAUCAACCAUUCGAGAAGGAGGAUGUUAAGGACCGAUCGGACGAUCGAAACCUGUUGGGGUUACGGUACGAAUACACCCAUUUCCUUUCCCGCUAACUCGACAAUAUUUAUACCCUUUAAUACGAGUGGGAAAGGAAAAAGGAUGUUAAGUGUGAUAGAAUAAUAAAAUAAUCCUAUUUUGAUUAAUUUUAAAAGUAUCAAUUUCCAAAUAGGAUAAUGCGAUCUAUAUCAAAUAUGAGAAGCCUAAACAAAAAGCAUAGAGUCUGCCCUUAAAAGCCGCAUGGGAAGAUUAAGAACGCAAUAAAACGAAAAUAAAUAUUUGGAAAAGUCGUAAACUUAUAAUUAGGCAAGUUAUUGCUAAGAAUAUAUUUAUAAUGCGUUAUGAAAUGAGUGAGAUAAAGGCGAAAUGAUAAGCUGGCACAGUCAA